Molecule: messenger RNA, 1234 nt
Organism: Aquila chrysaetos chrysaetos
Lineage: Eukaryota; Metazoa; Chordata; Aves; Accipitriformes; Accipitridae
Product: RIMS-binding protein 3C-like
Exons: 3
Coding region: 1-1173 (390 amino acids)
Source: RefSeq, a predicted model, not a curated record
AUGAGCCGGGACAGUGCGGGACCGGGGACCGGGGCGCGCAGCCGCCCCUCGCCCUGCCGGGGCCCGGCGCAGAAGGAUGAGCACAGGCGGCAGCUGGAGAGGCUGCAGGCUGAGCUGGAGGCUGAGCGACUCCGCUCCCAAGAGCUGUGCCGCCGCUUUGCCGCCGAAACUCGCAAGCUGAAGGAGGCCGCAGAGCGGGAUCGGCAGCUCCUGGCCGAACGGCUACACUCCAAAUGGGAGCAGCGGCAGGCACGGGAGCUCCAGCGGCUGCGGGAGCUGAACCAGCGGCAGCGGGAGGUGGAGAUCCGCCAGCUGCUGCGCACGGACCUGCAGCAGCAGCUGGCCAAGGAGUUGGUGAGAGGCGCCUCGAGCAGCAGCGAGGCCCGCAUUAAGCUGCAGGACGUCCUCAGCAAGCUGCGCUGGGAGACCAAUAGCGAGGAGGCUGCUCACAUCCUCCGCCUCCAAGAAGAACUGCUGCUGCAGAGAAGACUCUUCCUAAAGUACGUCUUGGAGCGGUUCGAUGGCGAGCAGCGGGCUUCCUGCAAUGAGGCCAGGGCCAAGGCCACGGCCUGGCACCGCCUGCAGACCCUCCUGGGCACCGGGGCCAUCGGGCCCUGCUCUUUGGAGAGCCUCAUCGCAUCUUCUUCCCGUGAUGGAGAAGGGCAGCGGAAAACCCACCGGAGCUUAAACGACACUCGCCUCCAGGAGGAAGGCAACAGCAUGGAGUCUUUGCCUGAGGCUGUGGGGCAAGACUUGACGCCGCACUGCUCGGACUCCCCGCCGCAAGGAACGACCCGCAGCAGGCGGUCUGUGGCAGAGGUGGGUGUUCAGACCGUAGGGCAGCAGGAGGACUGGCUGCCUGGAAGCAGUCACAGCAGGCUGCAGGAGCAGAACGCCUGCCUCCAGAGAGCCCUGAAGGACCUCGAGAGGCGAUGCAGUGUCCUUCAAGAGGAGAACUGUCUUCUGAGGAAGGCAAGCUCUCCUGAAGUGCGGGAGGAGCAGGAGAGGAUCAAGCAGAAGACUGCUAAGCUGUGUCUCAUUGCCAAGCAGCUGCAAGAAAGAGCCAGGCGGCUGGAGACCAGCCAUUGCCUGCUCAAUACUCAAGUGCCAUUAUUAAAUCUUUCCUUAACUAUCUCUCUGUGUACUCUCACUCCUUCUCCUGCGUGUAUGUGAACUGAAAGGACUAUGCGCCAGCUACUGGAGUCAAGCAGGGGGUGCAGGCACCCCUGGCUUG